Messenger RNA from Polychytrium aggregatum, 1002 nucleotides. RefSeq lists its product as uncharacterized. The record is from RefSeq and is a predicted model, not a curated record. NCBI's taxonomy places the organism in Eukaryota, Fungi, Chytridiomycota, Chytridiomycetes, Polychytriales. The coding region runs from base 1 to 1002 and encodes 333 amino acids. The transcript is spliced from 4 exons.
AUGUCCGCAAACCCGCCCCCGACCUCGACUCCGCGCAGACUCAACUGGGACAAGAAAUAUGAGCUCAAGAGGGCGGCGAGGCACUGUCUCAAGUUCUGCAUCGACCAUCGUCCCCUCUUCCUGGAGCCAUUCGAUAUUUUCCUGUCUAGGCUGCUCGAUGACUUUGUCACUCGCUCGGACAGCAUCAGCGCUAAGAUGAUUCAAUACUUCUGCGAUCGGGCGCCCAAUGGCACCUCAUGGACCGUCUGGGUCUCGACCGCUACCCGCGACAAGUUCCGGCAGGCCAAAGCAGCCGUCGGCCAGAAGCUGAGCCAUGCUGAGUUUGUCGAGAUUCUGCUGGCCGUCUCUCGUCCGUAUGUUAUGGAGCAGAUGCAGCUCUCGUCCGGCCCAGAGGCCCCGCCAUUCUCGGGCGCGACCUGGAUAUGGACUCUGCCAGCGUCCAGCCCAUCGUCGCUCCCGGCCGCCUGGUCUGCGGACCAACAAGCCUUCAGCAGCAGCACCAACAGCGCUCCAAGCUACACCCAGCCCCAGGCAGGGGCACCACUUUCCUUGGGGCAGCAAAACCUCCGGUCAGAAUUCACUCUCAAUCCACCAAGCUUCUCGAGCCACUGCACUGCCGCCGACUGGCAUGCUGCUGUGACGGCUCAGCAUCCAAGUUUGCAACCCAAUCCAAACGACUCGGGCAUGUCCAUCCCAGAGUACCAGCAGUAUGCCCCUGAGCCUCAGCAGCCCCUCACCGAUGAUGAGCCCCCACCCUACGGCGAUCAGCUCCCGCCCUACCUCGAAGCCUCUGGCACCGAAUCGGAUGCUGACUAUAGACUGUCCGACAAGAAAACGCCGCUGCCUAGUGAUGUUGAAACCGAUGCUCUCGGCGAUGACAUUUGGGCUGACCUCGACAUGGGCGGCCACUCGCUGGACUCCAAGUCGUCGUCGCCCAGUCGUUUUGGCAGCCAGACGGCCAAACCGCAGCCUCUGAAGAACCGGCCUUCGACGACUACCUGA